Camellia sinensis is the source of this 1779-nucleotide messenger RNA. It is a transcript of the gene DOF2, whose product is annotated as DOF zinc finger protein 2. NCBI's taxonomy places the organism in Eukaryota, Viridiplantae, Streptophyta, Magnoliopsida, Ericales, Theaceae. Gene Ontology annotation, molecular function: DNA binding; DNA-binding transcription factor activity. Gene Ontology annotation, biological process: regulation of DNA-templated transcription. The record is from RefSeq and is a predicted model, not a curated record.
CAUUCAAUUCCAAAUUUCAACAGAGACUGUGACAGUAAAAUACUCUCUCUCUCUCUCUCUCUCUACAGGUAUUGAGAUAGAAGAGCAAGAGCAAGACAGAGAGACAGAGGAGAUUUCUCUCUCUAUAUGAAGUCUGGGAGUCCAAAUUUCUUCUCUGAAACUUCUCUCCUUUCUUCUUUAAUUCUUCUUCCACAAAUCACCCCCAAACAAAGUGUUCUUUAAUGGGAUUCAUUAAUGGAAGUUGAAAGUUCAAAGCUUUGAAUUCUCUCUGCACUUUCCUUCACUUUCUGUUCUGAUUUUUUCCGAGAAAAAUCUCCAACUUUUCGUAAUUAAAACCAAAUUUGUUUGGUCAAAAUCAUUCUUGACCCUUUUGUUUCCUCUGUUUUUGUUUUACUUUUCGCCGCUUCACAGCUUCACACCUCAUGAAACCCAUGAAAAACCCAUUUCAGAUCUCCUCAUAGACAAUUCACUGAGAAAAACCCAGUUCACAAAAUCAGCAAAAACCUAAAAAUCCGAACUCGAAUUUGGUGAUUUCUUUACAAAAAUUUUCCCAAAUUCAGUGUGAAAAAUGCAAGACCCAUCAACGUAUCAACAGAUCCAACCCCAAUUCCCCGAACACGAGCACUUGAAAUGCCCAAGAUGUGAUUCAACAAACACCAAAUUUUGCUACUACAACAACUACAAUCUCUCUCAGCCUCGCCACUUCUGCAAGAACUGCCGGAGAUACUGGACCAAAGGCGGAGCUCUUCGCAACAUCCCAAUCGGCGGUGGGAGUCGCAAGAACACGAAGCGAAAUUCGAACCCUAAACGCUCUUCAUCGUCGUCUUCUUCGUCCUCCACCACCACAGCAACAACCACCCAAGUCGCCGGAAAACCAGAACCCUCCUCUGCCAUGUACGGUUUCGCUGCGGCGGCGUUCGAUCAGGAGCAGCAUCGGAUGAUGGAUAUCAAUGGGAGUUUUAGCUCGCUUCUGGCUUCGAGUGGGCAGUUUGGGAAUUUGAUGGAGGGUUUGAAUCCAAAUGGAUCGACGGUUCGAUUGGGGGAGUUUGGCGAGAAUAAUUUGAAUUUGAAUUCGAAUUUGGAGGCGAAUUUGAUGAGAAACUCACAAGUUGAGUUACAGAGUAGUAAUAAUUCAGAGAGCUUUUUGGGUGUUCAGAGUGGUGGUGGUGGUGGUGGUGGUGAUUGGGGUGGUGGCAAUGGGUGGCCUGAUCUUGCUAUUUACACACCAGGUUCGACUUUUCAGUAACUCAACUUUUUAGAGAGAGAGAGAGAGAGAGUUGAUUUGGUUUAGUUUUUCUUCCCAAAUCCUAAAUAGUGAUGAUGGUGAUGAUUAUUAGAAAUAUAAACUAUAUAGAUAUGGUGGUGAAGAGACAGAGAGAGGUGCAAUUUAGCAUUUUCUGAUCAUGCUAUUGUGAGACCAUGAAAGGCCACAGCACAUCGAAAAAAAAAAAAAAAAUCAUAUGAAUACCCAAAUUUUUGUUGGAAUGUUUGUAUCUAUAAAUGCGAACAUUUUAAAGGGAAAAUUUCAAUGAUCCUAGCGGUCCUGCAGCAGAGCAAAUUAGGGGCAAUGGUUCUUUUUGUUAGAUCUUGUGUGGUGUUUGUUUUUUUGUGUUCUAAAGAAAGAAAGAAAGAAAGUAAAAGAAAGAAGAAAGAAGAAAGAUUAUUAUGAGUGUUUUUUUUAAAGUUUGUGUGGGUGUGGAGAUAUGUAAUGAUGUUAUUUCUAGUGACUAUGAUUAUUAUGGUGUAAUGUAGAAUGUAUAUUUGAAGGUUUGUAUUCAA